This is a messenger RNA of Mirounga angustirostris (Northern elephant seal), 4015 nucleotides long. It is a transcript of the gene BBS9, whose product is annotated as Bardet-Biedl syndrome 9. The record is from RefSeq and is a predicted model, not a curated record. The coding region runs from base 858 to 3614 and encodes 918 amino acids. The transcript is spliced from 25 exons. Gene Ontology annotation, biological process: cilium assembly. Gene Ontology annotation, cellular component: membrane; BBSome. NCBI's taxonomy places the organism in Eukaryota, Metazoa, Chordata, Mammalia, Carnivora, Phocidae.
AGCGGAAGCAUGAGGCGGGUAUUCCUCGGAGCCUACAUCUGAGGAACUGUCCAAGGACCGGAAAGGGAAUGGUAUUAAUUAUCUCUGUGCUAAUAAGGACCAGGGAGUGGUUCACUCCAGCCCCCUCCUUUAGAAAUCUGAUUCCAACCAGGCCCAAGCAGAAAAAGUCUUCCACCUUCCACCCUCCUCGGCCACUCUGGACUACAGCCCCCAGAAGGCAUCGGAGCUCAGCCAUCCGACUUGCGCAGGGGCGUUCGUUGUAAAGUGCUAUGACAACAGGGCGAAGAUGGCUUGGAGUUAGGCGGGAGUGGGGAGUUGUCCCUUCCGCCGUUGCUGUCCUCUAUCUGCUACAUCCCACUGACUGCCUCCCUCACCAUUUCCUCCUCUUUGUGAGAAGCAGGACUUGCCGUUGUUCUGGCCUGCCUGGUCUCUUCCAAGGGAUUGAUGCCGUUUCCCCUGCGUGUCUGCGGGGUUGACACAGAAGGGAUGCAGGUUUACUCCUUGUGGGUGUCGCUCCAACUCUGUGGAGCUGGUGGUGCUCCCUGGUGAAGCUCUUUCUAUCUGGGACGUGGAACAAGUUGGAGCAGGGGAACGACAGGGAGUAGUGAAGCGAGGGGUUGCUUUGCUCUGCACCCUCCAUUCUUGCUCUCGUCGUUGCAGCCCUGGGACCCUGGCAGGCGUCCUUAAAGGGAAAUCUGCGGAGAGUUCGAGGAAAGGUGGGGCAGGACCCACCUGAUUCGGCAUCAGAUGAGGAAGCUGACUUUUAGUAACCCUCCACUGAUUUCAUGCAAUCCAUUGUGACAAGAGAUGCUGUGGUCUUUCCAAAGACCAAAAUGAAGGAAAAUCAGUGAACGAAAAUGUCUUUAUUUAAAGCCCGUGAUUGGUGGUCUACUGUUUUGGGAGAAAAAGAAGAAUUUGAUCAAGGCUGUUUGUGUUUGGCUGACAUUGACAAUACUGGAAAUGGACAAGAUAAAAUAAUUGUGGGUAGCUUUAUGGGAUACCUAAGAAUCUUUAACCCCCAUCCUGUAAAAACAGGAGAUGGAACUCAAGCUGAAGAUUUGCUUCUAGAAGUGCAUCUACGAGAUCCAAUAUUGCAAGUGGAAGUAGGGAAGUUUGUUUCAGGUACUGAAAUGCUUCAUUUGGCUGUGUUGCAUUCUAGAAAACUUUGUGUCUAUUCUAUCUCAGGAACCUUGGGUAAUGUGGAACAUGGAAACCAAUAUCAGAUCAAAUUGAUGUAUGAACAUAAUCUUCAGAGAACAGCCUGCAAUAUGACUUAUGGAUCAUUUGGUGGUGUAAAAGGUCGAGAUUUAAUUUGUAUCCAGUCUAUGGAUGGGAUGCUGAUGGUGUUUGAGCAGGAAAGCUAUGCUUUUGGGAGAUUUCUCCCUGGUUCUCUUUUACCUGGCCCUCUUGCUUACAGUUCCCGUACAGAUUCCUUCAUUACUGUCUCUUCCUGCCGACAAGUGGAAAGUUACAAGUACCAAGUACUUGCUUUUGCAACGGAUGCAGAUAAAAGACAGGAGACUGAACAACAAAAACUUGGUUCUGGGAAAAGACUUGUUGUGGAUUGGACUCUAAAUAUUGGAGAGCAAGCACUUGAUAUAUGUAUUGUCUCUUUUAAUCAGUCAGCAUCUUCUGUUUUUGUUCUUGGUGAAAGAAACUUUUUUUGCCUUAAGGAUAAUGGACAGAUUCGAUUCAUGAAGAAACUUGAUUGUAGCCCAAGUUGUUUUCUCCCGUAUUGCUCAGUUUCUGAAGGAACAACAAAUACUUUGAUUGGAAACCAUAAUAACAUGUUGCAUAUUUAUCAGGAUGUGACACUGAAGUGGGCUACUCAGCUUCCCCAUAUUCCUGUAGCAGUAAGAGUGGGCUGUUUACAUGAUUUAAAAGGAGUGAUAGUCACUCUGAGUGAUGAUGGUCACUUGCAGUGUUCAUACCUGGGGACAGACCCUUCUUUGUUCCAAGCUCCAAAGGUUGAGUCUAGAGAACUACACUAUGAUGAACUUGAUACAGAAUUGAAAGAACUUCAGAAAAUCAUCAAAGAUGUUAAUAAAUCACAAGGUAUUUGGCCCAUGACAGAGAGAGAAGAUGAUUUGAAAGUUUCUGCCAUGGUUUCUCCUAACUUCGAUUCAGUGUCUCAAGCUACUGAUGUUGAAGUGGGAACUGACCUUGUCCCUUCAGUCACAGUUAAGGUCACAUUGCAGAAUCGACUGGCGCUGCAAAAAGCCAAAUUAUCAGUCUAUGUGCAACCACCUUUAGUAUUGACCUGUGAUCAGUUCACCUUUGAAUUUAUGGCACCAGAGAUGAGUAGAACAGUAUCCUUUUCUGUUUAUCUGAAAGGGAGUUAUACACCACCUCAAUUGGAAGGAAAUGCUGUUGUUUCUUAUUCCAGACCAUCAGAUCGAAAUCCUGAUGGCAUUCCUCGGGUUAUCCAAUGUAAAUUUAGACUUCCCCUGAAAUUAAUCUGUCUACCAGGUCAGCCUUCAAAAACUGCAAGCCACAAACUGACUAUUGAUACCAACAAAUCUCCAGUUAGUCUUCUCAGUCUCUUUCCAGGCUUUGCCAAUCAGUCAGAAGAUGAUCAGGUGAAUGUAAUGGGUUUUCACUUCUUAGGAGGUUCCCGAGUUACUCUUCUUGCUUCUAAAACCUCUCAACGGUAUCGCAUUCAGAGUGAACAGUUCGAAGAUCUUUGGCUCAUAACAAAUGAACUUAUUAUUCGCCUUCAAGAAUAUUUUGAAAAACAGGGAAUCAAAGAUUUUGCCUGUUCUUUUUCUGGAUCUAUGCCCCUUCAAGAAUAUUUUGAGUUGAUUGAUCAUCAUUUUGAGUUGCGGAUAAAUGGUGAAAAAUUAGAAGAACUCUUAUCUGAAAGAGCCGUACAAUUUCGGGCCAUUCAACGCCGACUAUUGACAAGAUUCAAAGAUAAAACACCUGCCCCCCUCCAACACCUGGACACCUUGCUAGAUGGAACUUACAAGCAGGUAAUCGCUCUAGCAGAUGCAGUAGAGGAAAACCAAGACAAUCUGUUCCAGUCAUUCGCCAAGCUGCGAAGUGCCACCCAGCUGGUGAUUCUGCUGAUUGGGCUGUGGCAGAAGCUUAGUCCUGACCAGGUUGCUAUUCUGGAAGCAGCAUUUCUGCCACUGCAGCAAGACACUCAAGAAUUGGUAAGGACCCACAAGCCUGCAGUGGUAACAGCCAUCAUUAUUGACAAGAGUGUGGUUUUGGGAAGAUCUCACAUGGCUAUCAUGUUUUCUAAGGGCUGGGAAGAAACAGUGGAUGCUGCCAUUUCCCACCUCUUGAAGACUUGCCUAUCAAAGAGUUCGAAGGAGCAGGCUUUGAACCUCAGCAGCCAGCUGAACAUGCCCAAAGACACAAGCCGACUGAAGAAACAUAUCACCUUGCUCUGUGAUAGAUUAGCCAAAGGUGGACGUCUCUGCUUGAGUACAGAUGCAGCGGCUCCGCAGACCAUGGUCUUGCCGGGUGGCUGUACUACCAUCCCAGAAUCAGACUUAGAGGAAAGAUCAAUAGAACAAGACUCCGCUGAACUGUUUACCAACCACAAACACCUCAUUGUAGAGACACCCAUGCCUGAAGUUUCACCCCUCCAAGGAGUCUCGGAAUAGUUCAAGUAGAGUUGUCUGGAUGAGGGGAAGAUGGCCUUCCCAAGGCUGAUCCUGUGUGGACCUCAUGCCAAGCACAGAUGUAGGGCUGGUCCAGGUGCUUCAUCCAUCUCACCUGCUUGGAGAUGAUACUAUAUAGACAUGGGGAUUGGGAUUUUUUUAUUUUGCUAGGAGGACUUGUAAUACCAUGGGCAGGUCAGUUGAAACUUGUCUUACUGGGAAAAGCUAUUGCCGCUUUUGGUCAUCUGUAUGCUUAUAGCCAUCGGAUAUAGUGAGAGGACAUCUUUUGGGGACAGACUUUAUAACGCAGAGACCUAGGUCCAAAGUAAUUUGAUACCCCAUUUUUUUCACAGAAUUCUUAUAUAGUAAGUGUAUCAAAUUUAAUAAAGCAUCUCGUUGUCCAA